CUCUGGGUUGUUUCUGUGUCUCUGGUAGAGCGAAAAGGAAAGUGCAGUGGCGAUGAGUUCUAGAGGGAGGACGACAGAGAUUGGGGUCGUUUCAAGGAAGUGGAAAGAGACGAGUGAAAUAAUCCCCGAGAGAAACAAAGUCUGGAUUGAACCCUCCAUCAUUCAAAGAAAAGUUGCUGUUGUUUACUACUUGUCUAGAAAUGGCCACCUUCAACACCCUCAUUUCAUGGAAGUUCCUCUCUCUUCUAAUACUGGACUUCACCUCAGAGAUGUAAUCAACCGCCUAAACCUCCUUCGAGGCAAAGGCAUGGCUAAUCAAUACUCUUGGUCCUCCAAACGGAGUUACAAAAACGGCUUCGUUUGGCAUGACUUAGCAGAAAACGAUUUUAUUUACCCAUCUCACGGCCAAGAAUACGUUCUCAAAGGAACGGAGAUUCUCGACCACUCGAUUAGCCCUCAAUCCCUCGACGUUAUGUCGCCUGAAAAGUCAGACAAAGAUCAUGAUUUUCAGUCCAUCGGACGGCGGAGGGAUCCGCCUCGGAGUUCUACUGACCUGUGUGAGUACAAAGUUUACACGGCUGAAUCAAGUUCUGACUCGUCUGGGAGACUCGCUGCGGACGCGUUGACUCAGACCGACGAUAAGAGGAGGAGAAAGCCGGUGGUCAAAGAACCGAAAAUCGAAAAGUUGCAAAGCCCAAGUCAAGAGUUCGAGCUGAGUAGGGAAGACAUUUCGCCUCCACCGUUGGAUUCGAGCUCGGAGACAUUGGAAACCCUGAUGAAAGCCGACGCGCGGAGGAUUUUGAGCAACGCUGAUGGUAACAAAGAAGACAACUUGAACCGUAGCGGGAGAAUGAGAGCGUCGGCUGUUUUGAUGCAGUUAAUAUCGUGCGGCUCUGUUUCAAUCAAGGAAUGUGUGGCCAAGUCGGAGAGAGAUCAAGGGUUCUCAUUGAUCAGACAUUACAAAUCGAGGUUGCCACCCGGAGCAGGAAAUUGUAGCCAUGAACGUAAAGAGUAUUUUAGUGGGAGCUUGGUUGAGACCAAGAAAGAAGAAGCUCCUGAUCUGAGCAAGUCUUCGUCUUGCAAUGCUGAAAGGAGCUCGCAGUUGCAGUUGCAGUUGCAGUGGCAGUUGGCAGAAAAGGAGAUCGAUGGAACGCCGGGAACGAACUAAAAAGGGGGGAACGUGAAUGCAAACAGCUGCUUUGAAAGUGGAAGCAAAAGGCAUGAUUUUCAAGAGAUUUUUGGAGCCUGGCUAUGCCAAUUGUAGUAAUAUGUAGUUUAGUACCAAAACAGAUAGGGGCAAGUGUUGUAGGCGAU
Molecule: messenger RNA, 1314 nt
Organism: Hibiscus syriacus
Lineage: Eukaryota; Viridiplantae; Streptophyta; Magnoliopsida; Malvales; Malvaceae
Product: protein UPSTREAM OF FLC-like
Exons: 4
Coding region: 53-1168 (371 amino acids)
Source: RefSeq, a predicted model, not a curated record